CCUUGACUUGAUUGAUAACAUUUGACAGCUCUGAAGUUGUGAAGAAAGUCACUUGUUACUUAAUUGUCUUCUUUUGGCAUGUUCAUCAUAACAAAAUGCCCCUCCUUUUCGAAUUUACUCCCUUUGGAAAAUUGAAUCUUCAACCAGUUAAGUGUAUUGUGAAGUACGUUGAUGUGAUUUUGUGACCUGUCAAUGAAACUGUAGGUGUUACAAUCACCUGUCUCAUCCUCUACCUGAAGUCGAUAUCGGUUUUUAAAAAUUGUCUUUUAUCAUGGCAAACCGUAAAGCCAGUGGAAUCCCUCAGCUCAAAAGGCUCAGGUCUCUAUCCCGACAAAGGGUCAAAGCCAAUGAGUCUAGUUUAAUUAUCAGUGGCUCUCCAAAUUCGAUCUUCAACUAUCAGCACCCAAGUGACGAUGACAAAGUUCUGACCACGGAUGUGAUUAUGAAAGCGAAAGACACCGGAGUCCUUCAGCUCAGUGAAAAAGGCCUUGUUUCUGCUGUUCCCGUAGUGACAUUUCUAACCAAGCAAAACGAACCAGAAAGAGGGAGAAAGGUGGACUUUGAUGAUGUUGAAUCAAAAAAGUGGUGGGAGGAAGCUUGUUUGACAACAAUCGACCUCAGCUACAAUCACAUAACAGAAAUACCUAGUCAAUUAUCUGUUGUUCACUCUCUAACUCACUUAAAUCUUCAACAUAACUCUUUGAAGGCUUUACCUGACCAACUGUCCUACCUCCAUAACUUGAAUGAAUUGAAUUUAAAUCACAACCAUUUCAAACAGAUUCCGAUGGCUGUUUACUCACUCCCAAAGCUCAAAGUCUUAACUAUGACAAACAACGAGUUGGUUAAAGUAGAUUAUGAAAUAGGAGACGUUGUUACGCUAACUUUCCUAGACUUAAGUUAUAAUAAAAUAGACAGCAUCCCUAUCUCUAUGUGUCAACUAGUCUCUCUGACAUGUUUGAAUUUAGAAAGCAAUUUGAUUUGCGAGUUACCACUCGAGCUGAAGUUUCUCACCGCGCUUGAGGUGUUCAAAGCUGGGAAAAAUUUGGUUGCGGAACUUCCCACUUUCGAGUUCAUGAGCAGCAUACACAUGAUAGAUGCGGCCAGGAACCAGAUUUCAUCUUUUCCGUGUCUAAAGAUGUGCCAUCGUCUAAAGGAACUUAUCCUCAGUCACAAUAACAUAAUGGUAAUCACAGCCGAGAAUAUAGAAAACCUCUCAUCGGUUUCCAUCAUGGAUCUCUCCAACAACAAUCUUGCCAAGCUGCCUGAUGAAUUAGGUUAUCUCUCCAGUUUGACCAAUUUAAAUGUCUCAAGCAAUUCUCUUGUGGAGUUGCCAUCGACUUUGUGCAAGCUGUCAAACCUGAAAGUUCUCUCGGUGAAAUCAAAUCCUCUGGACAUCAGGCAGGACAUCAUCAAUGGCGGCACCAAUCGCGUGCUUCAAUAUUUGGCAACCAAAUUUAUGGAGAGACAAACCUCACCGCCUGUCAGCAACACUUCACCCUAUUCCAGUGAGAAGAAUACACGGUUGCCAGACAAGUACACUUUGAGGAAACGUCGCGCUUUGCAUUUGAGUGGUUACAGUUUGACGAGUGUUCCGGAGUCUGUUUUGACUGACGCUGAGGAAGCUGAAGUUCAGCUUGUUGAUUUAAGUAAUAACUUAUUGACUGAUAUACCUGCUGAGAUGGGUAAACUAGCAAAAAAUCUCCAGGAAUUGAAUCUGAGCAAAAAUACUAUUUCCAGCCUCUCAGAAAACAUAAAGCCUUUCAUAAAUCUGUGGUUUUUGGAUUUGAGCUGCAAUCGACUGUCACGAUUGCCAGAAGAGUUCUCAGAGUUACAGCAUCUCAAAGAAGUAGACUUAUCUUUUAAUUUAUUCACAGAAAUGCCUUCACCAUUGUUUAACUGCACUCACAUCGAAAGGAUCUCCUUUGAGAACAAUAAAAUCUCAAAAUUCAACGUCAAAGGUUUGAGCCAGUUAACCCAGUUGGCAGUUCUGAACCUAACAAACAAUGAUCUUCAGCAAAUUCCGCCAGAAGUCGGAAAUCUAACCCAACUCAUCGACUUGCAGCUCGCCGGAAAUGGUAUCAGACAUCCUCGAAGAGAGAUUUUGGAAACAGACACUCGAACGUUAUUAAGCUGGUUACGAUCUAGGAUUCCAUAGUCAUGGAUUUUAUCACCACAUAACCUUUCAUGUACAAAUUUCACGCCAAAAAAAAUUUGUUUUGUUCUUUUUGCUGCCACGCCUGAGGACACUCAGAAGAUAUUACUCUAAUUGAGGAGAAAUCGAGUUGAAAAUUAAAUGAUACCUCCUUUUUUGGUUCUUAAAGAUUCUCUUUAAAACGCAUAGUUUAUCCAACAUCCCACAAGAGAAUCUGUAAACUGAACAUAACAUGUUACCAUUUAGUUGUGUAGUCGAGAUCUUGAAUUCUCUAAUCAAAACUUUUUUUAAUAAUAAUUAAAUGUAAUGCUAAGUUAAAAUGUAAUUUAAGUACAUGUGUUCCAUCAAUGAAGCAGUUUUUGUGAAAACUCAAAGUGCUGUUGUCCCCCUACCUUCCAAAAAAUGAUUAAUUAGGCUACUGAGAGAAAAGCUAAUAGUUUAUGAGUCAUCUCUGUAAAUUUUUUAUGGAACACUUUACAUCUUUUUUACACCCUCAUAAUUGGAGACAUCUAAGCUUUUUCUUCCCUUUUUUGGGUUGUUUUACACUCUGAAAAAAGUUCAAACGAAUUAAUCAUGCUCCUUGUUCUUAUCAGGGGUAGCAGGCUCAAGAAUUAAGGUAAAGGAUUAGUAUUUAAAUCCAUAAACUUGUAUAUGACAUGAAUUCUAUAGAAUCUUUUUUUCUUUUGUAAACUGUCAGCUAAAAAAAAAGAGGCGCCUGACGCUUUUUGUACUACAGUAAUUCAAACUCAUUCAAAUUCAUCAUUGAUUUUUACCAUCCAUUUUAUUUUUAAAGCCAUGUAUUUUGCUUUGGUCUAAAAUAAUAGUGAUUUAUUCUUAUUCUUCUCUUCAAGAAGCCUGUUUUAAGAAAAGGCCUUUUUGUGCCUUUUUGGGGGCAACUCAGGGAUUUGUUCAAACGAGAUUUUGUUUAGGCUUCGUUUGAACAAAAUUCCCGUGUUUUUCCAGAAGGGGCAAUUUUUUGAUAGGCUGAACAGCAAUACUCAAUGAGAGCUAACACCUUUUUUUUAUGAUCAAACAGGUACUUCAAACCAAUUUGAUUCUAAUGUAUCAUAUCGAGGGCCAAGGAGCAAUACCGCCUGACUGAGAAUUUUGGCCGAAAUGAGUUAACAACUUUGCCGCAUUCCACAGUAUAAAAUAUGCAAGCUCAUGUUUUAAGUUUUUUCAAACUCCGUAUGGGAGCGCUGUAAUGUAUGAAAAAAUUGAAAAUCUAACCUGAAAAUUACAAAAAUGGUCAAGUUUUCUCCUCAUCCUGCGAAUUUGUCAGUUUGCAGAUUGGCAGUAUUGUUCUUCAGUCAUCAAUAUGUGUUAAACAAUGAAGGUUCUCAGUCAGGCAAUUUAAGACAAACAAAAAACCAAACCCCAUAGCUUUUAACCUGUUCAAUCUAUUAUGGCCAUUGACAUUGUAUCUUUCUAAGUAGGAUAGAAAAUCAAGUACAAUUUAUUUUUUGGUAGCAAUGAUUUAAUUUUGUGUGAUUUUCUGUGUUAUAAUUAAUAUUAAAAUUGAUUCACUUUAAACUUUUAGCAAUUAAAUUUCCUUUGACAGCAUUAUUCUUACAAUUUCAAUUGCUCUCUGCUUGCACUUGUAGCACAGAGUCAAAAUUAAACCAUUUGUGUGAUUUUCAGAAAUCGUAAAGCUGGUUCAAAUUCUGUGUAAAUGUCAGUUGAUUUUAUUCUCAAAUCAAAGAAAGAAAACUCGAAAUUAUUAUUCAGUAUACAUCCAUCUGGGAGGAAAAUAAAUGAAAAACAAAGAAUGAAAUGGAAAUCCUAAUACUCAACAAAAGUUUAGUUAAGAUCUUUCUGAAUAUUUCUGGUGUAACAAAUCUUCAAAAAGAAGAUACAAAAAUUACUCAAAUGCUUCUUUCCUAUUUGUAUCAUCUCACUGUCAUGAAAGAAAACGGACAAAUUCACGGAAGAGUGAAAAAAUCCUUCAAAUUUGAACUUGUCUUUGCUGCCAAGUUUCUACAAGCUUUUGCACAUGAUCUAGUCUAAUUCUACCAACCAUGCUCAGAUCGCUCGCUAUUAAGAAGUGAAACGUACAAAUUAUUAUUUCAGUGUAAGUUACCAUUAGCUAUAAAACCUGGGCCAUAUGUAAGCAAUUAUGUAUUCAUGUUUAUUGCAAGUUGUCUGUUUAUUUUGUUAUCACUUCCAGUACUGUGCGUUGAUAAUUUAUUUUACAUAUUAGUAUUAUUUUUAUGUAUUCAUGUAUUUGUUUGUUUGAUGGUUUGUAUCCACUUCAUUUGUUUGCUAUUUUGUCCAAGUUUUAUAUUUUGGCUCUCAUCAACUGUGAAAUAUUCUUGAAUGCAUUAUUUUUUUUCAAUAUAAGCAAUUCUUUGACA
Bemisia tabaci is the source of this 4506-nucleotide messenger RNA. RefSeq names its product leucine-rich repeat-containing protein 40. Gene Ontology annotation, molecular function: protein binding. Lineage: Eukaryota; Metazoa; Arthropoda; Insecta; Hemiptera; Aleyrodidae. The record is from RefSeq and is a predicted model, not a curated record. Gene Ontology annotation, cellular component: cytoplasm.